Molecule: messenger RNA, 9075 nt
Organism: Amphiprion ocellaris (clown anemonefish)
Lineage: Eukaryota; Metazoa; Chordata; Actinopteri; Pomacentridae
Gene: mia2
Product: CTAGE family, member 5
Exons: 28
Coding region: 128-7648 (2506 amino acids)
Biological process (GO): protein secretion; endoplasmic reticulum to Golgi vesicle-mediated transport; vesicle cargo loading
Cellular component (GO): endoplasmic reticulum membrane; endoplasmic reticulum exit site
Molecular function (GO): protein binding
Source: RefSeq, a predicted model, not a curated record
UUGCCAUUGGGGUUUCAUGACAGCAGCAGCACAGAGGCAAUGUCCACUUGCCAGCACAACUGACCAGACUCGUUUCUACCCCAUUAUGGAUGUUUUUUCUUGAUACACUCCAGAUAAAUCACCAAGAAUGGCUGUUUCAGGGGCUUCCAAACUCCUGUGGGUUAUAGGUGCAGCUUUUUUGAUUUUACCACGCAUCAACGAGGGAUUGUUGUCUGACUACAAAAUCUGUGGAGAUUCUGAGUGUGAAAGAAUGCUGAGCAGAGUGCAGGCAAUAAAGGACUACCACGGUAAGGACUGUCGUUUCCUGAGCUUCAGGAAAAGAGACACCAUCUUUGUUUACCACAAACUGACUGGAAAGAGAGAAGACCUCUGGGCAGGCAGUAUCGACAAACAGUUUGGCUAUUUCCCGAAAGAUGCAGUGCGGGAGGAACAGGUUUAUGCAACUGUGGAGAAAGUAGUGGAAACACAGGAAUCAGAUUUCUUCUGUAUGGAUGAGUUUGGCUAUCCCAUUGACUCUGCUCAUCUGGAGAAUGAUGAUGAUGAUGAUGAUGAAAGUGAUCAGGAAGUCCAAAUCCAGGAGCCAGACACCACCCAAAACACCCUGAACACUGACGACACAAUCACUGAAAGUCCUUUGACACCUGCAGAUCCCUCUACAGAACCUCCAGUUUCAGCUCAGGAAACAGAAGAAGAUACAAACAAAAAUCACGAUGAUGCUGCAGUUGGGCCUCACGAGGAAGCACAGGAGACUCCUGCGACUCCGAACGAACAAGGUGGGUCUCCCUCUUCUUCCUGGCUCGGUUCCUCAGUGACAGGAUGGUUAGGUCUGGCUGACGAGGAGCAACCUGGCAAUUUGGCUGAAGGAGAGAAGGAAGAUGAAAGGAAAGAGAUCCAGGCAGAUGAUUCGCUCGCUUCUUCAGUGACGGGAUGGCUGGGGUUUGGAAGACAAGGAAAAACUACUGAUGAAGCCAAAGAAAGUGUAAAAAACAGCGAAGAAACCGCUGAUUCACUCACUUCUACCAUGACUGGGUGGCUCGGCUUUGGAGAUGAGAAAAAAAUAGAGCAAGAGGAACAAAAAGAGGUGAAUGAAGAAAAAGAAGAACCAGUGGAGAAAUUCAGGAGUAGGAGGAUGUCUUUGGAUCUUGAAGGUAGCCAGUUGCAUGUAGAAGAGAAUGAAGAGACGGGGACAUUGGGUUGGUUGGGUAAUGGACUGUCAAACACACUAGGGUUUGGCCCGACCAAUCAGGACUCAGAACAUGAGGCAGUAAGCGGAGGAGAAAGUGAGGAUGAAAAGGAGCAGCCAGCAUCUAAUUCUUGGAUUGAUAUGGGGAUCAGAGGCAUUUUAGGCUUCAGGAAAGAUAAUGAUGAAAGUCCAGUAAGUGUCUUUAAGGAGACAGAAGAGGAUAUAACCUCACAACAACCAGCAGGAUCACAGAGUGUGGAAACUCAUCAAUCACAAUCUGUUCUGACAGAUGAGGGAAAGAUUGAGACUAGCAAUGAAUCACAAGUGGAAGAACCUCCAAAAGACCUAAAUGCUCCAUCCACAGAGGCAGUAACUGCUCACAGUAAUGAUAAUGAUACAGAUUCUUUAGACAGUAGCAAAAGCAGUGUUCUGCAGAUAGGGUCUGAAUCUAUGGAUGAUCACAAAGAUCUUUCUUCUCAUAUCGAGUCUGAGGAAAAAUCCCAUGUUGUGAAUGGAAUGUCCUCUAUGAUCAACAGCUUUUUCCAAAUCAGUGACAAAGAGGAUAAAGAAGAUGCUUUAGAAGAUGACAGUAAAGAGAAAAACAAAAUAGAUGAAGAGAUAUCUGCAGAAAUGGAGGGUGAAAAUCAUGAGAUGCAAAAAUCAAUUGGAAAUGAGGGUAAGGAUGUUAACAGGGAGACAGAAGAGAAAGAAUUUAAAAUACAGUCUGACAAUAAUUUGGGCCCUGACCGUAGUUCUGUGGAUUUAAAGCCAAACUCCAUCAAACUAUCUGCAGUUAAGGUGGAGGAAGAUGAAAGCAAGAAAACAGACAGUGUACAGGAGGAAGGUGAUGAAAUCAUACAUCAGGCAGAAGAAUCCACAGAUGUGUCUGGUAUGACUAACACGACUGGUGACAAUCAUGAAGGAGGGAGCAGUAAUGAAGAGACAGAAUUACCUCACAGAGAAACUUUCAUAGCUCAGACUGAGAAAUCAGCAGAUAAAAGUCAAGUCAGUGGUGAGCUAUUCUUGCCAUCAGUUGAUGAGAGAAAUGAACCAAUCCCAGUUGAGGAUAAAGGUUUUACUAUUCACAGACCUGAAACAAAUGAUGCCAGCUCAGAUACACUAGCUAUGGCUGACAGCAAUGCAGAAACACAUCACAGUGAGUUGGGGCAUGAGGAAGAAACACAACCUGUUAAGGGCAGCUCUGAGGAACUGGAAUCCUCCCAUUCUUCUAAUACAAGCACUGAAAGUUUGGAUGAAAAUCCCUCUGAAGAGAACAGAGAAACAAUCUCCUCUGGUGGAAGCACAGUAAACACAGAUCAGGCCUCUGUGUCGCUGCAGAUGGACCACAGGGUCACACAAAGGGAUGGUGAUGCAGACGAUAUAAAGGAAACUGUUGAAGAAACUGUGAAUGACAGCACAAACAACCUCCAGCAGGCUCAGACUGAGAAAGAGACAUCAGGUGCUGAGGAGGAAGAUCUGAAGGAAAGUGUCCAGAAGUCAACUAUAGGCUCUGAAACAGAAGCUGGAGAAGUGGAGCAGUCAAAGGAUGGGGGUGAACAGGAGAUGACAGAUGUUGAGGAAAAUGAUAGAAUAGAGGAUUUAAAGGUUGUGGAGGAGGCAAAGGAAGAAGAAAAGCAGGAGGAAAAACAGGAUGAGCUGGAGAAGGUAAAGGAGGAGAACGAUCUGAAAGAAAUGGAGAUAAAAGAGGAGGAUAAACAGGAGGAGGACAAUGAAUCAAAGGAAGAGACUGAUGAGAAAGAGGUAGAGGAUUCAAAGGAGGAAGAAGAGCUUCAGCAAACAGAGGAGGUAAAGGGAGAGAGGGAGCAGGAGGACGAAGAGGAGGUAAAGUUAGAGGAACAGCAGGGAGAAGUGGAGGACUUAAAGGAAGAGCACAAACUGGAGACAUUAAAAGAGGAGAACACGAUGAAGGAAGAGGAGAAGCAGGUGGAAGUGAAGGAGGAACAGAAGGAUGAGGCAGAGGAGGGAAAAGAAGAGGAGAAGCAGGAGGAAGUGAAGGAGAAACAGAAGGAUGAGGCAGAGGAGGGAAAAGAAGAGGAGAAGCAGGAGGAAGUGAAGGAGAAACAGAAGGAUGAGGCAGAGGAGGGAAAAGAAGAGGAGAAGCAGGAGGAAGUGAAGGAGGAACAGAAGGAUGAGGCAGAGGAGGGAAAAGAAGAGGAGAAGCAGGAGGAAGUUAAAGAAGAGGAGCAACAGGAGAUCAACAAAAAGAGGAAACACAAGGACAAGGAAUCAAAGGAUGAUGAGAAGGAGAAGAAAGAAGAAAACUCAAAAGAGGAUGAAAAACAGGAGGAUGUGACAGAGUUAAAUGGAGCAGAGAAAGAGGAGGGGACAACGGCGGUAAAAGAAGAGAGCGAGGUGGGACAGGUGGAGGAGCAAGAGGAGGUGGAUAAACAGCAGAAGACAGAAGAGUUGCUAGAGAAAGAAAAUCAUGCCAGGGAGGAGGAGUUAGAGAAAGAGGAGAAACAGGAGGAGUUACGGGAAUUUCAGGAGGUAAAGAAGGAAAUGGAGACAAAGGAAAGCGAAGGAAAACUGGUGCAGCUGUCUCAUUUAGAGGAACACAUGGAAACUAUUCACGAUAACAUUAGCAGGUCUGAGCCAGACAGCGAUGAGAAAGAGACCGAAGAUGUGAAAGACUUUGGAUCAUCAUUUACUGGAACUGCUGCAAAGACUGAAAACCCACAGGUGGAGGUAAAGGAUGAAAAGACUGAAGGGAAGGAGGAUGAAGAAAAGCAUCAGGAUAGGCAUACAGAGGAAGACGACCUUAAAUGCUCAGGUGAGCUUUGUACUCAACCAAGUGAGGAAGAGCCUGUGGUAGAAAGAAAUGGAAUUGGCUCUGAGGGAGCAAGUUCACAGAAUGGUGACUCUGAUAUACAAAUGAGGAAUAAUCACAGUAAUACAAUUGGUAGUGAAUCCUGGAGUGAAGGAGGAUUGGAACCUUCAGCUCCCCACAAUGACCCUGCUGAAAGUCAGGCUGUGUCACCUGAACAAACGGCGUCAUCUGGGCCUGAGGAUCCUCCUGGGUCUUCACUUCCACCUGAUGAUCUCAGUAGAGGGACAGCAGAGAGUAAGGCUGGAGGAGCCUUUGGUCUUUUCAAAAAUGCAUUUGGCUUUUUUAGCCAAACACCCCCGACUGAAAGCAAGGGGUCCACAGAAUCAGCUCAGAGUUUCAAUGUGACAUCACAGCCACAGGCCUUUCUGACUCCUGAGCAAGAACCAGAUUCUACAUCUGAUUUAAGAGAGAAUCAUGAGGUCCACACAAACUCUCCCAUUACCACAUCCACAGAGGAGCCACCGCCUGAUCCUUCCUCUGCUGAAAUCCAUCCCCAUACUGCAGCUCCGAACACAGAAGCACUCCUUCAAACAAAAAUCAUCCCCAAACUUUACAAGAACCUUCUUGAAGACAUGAGUGUGGAUGAGGCCGUUAUUUUGCAGGAACUUUUUGGACGACACAAGCUGCAGUUUUUGGAUUACAUUUUGGUCAGUUCAGAAGGUAUGACCGAAGAUCCUGAUCAUGACGAAUCUAUUCUGUCGGAUAUAGAAAGACUUCUGCAUCAUCACAGGGGGACGCUAUCUCCUAGCGGGAAGCUCGCUGAUGCACCACAGGAAGACACAGAAAAGACCAGAACACUCAGCGCACUUCAGAAGCUGGAAAUGCUGUUGGCAAGAGUGAGAAAGACUGUCAACACAGGACAAUCAGAUCAUCAAGCUGAGGCCAGCUGUGUUGGGACGUCCUGUUCAACUCACAGCAAAGCAAAGGAAGUGAACACUGAGACAGAGUCAAGGAAGACAGAGGAUUCUUUAGUGGCCCAGGAUAAUUCCAUCCACAGAGACAGGUGGAUGGCACUGGAAAAGGACAAUAGCCAAGUGGGUGGUGGCAAAGGACAAGAGAGGGAAACUGUGGGUGAAGGAAAUAAAGAACAGGAAGUGUCUCCUCCUCACAUGCCAGCAGGAUCACCACAGCCAGUGGAAGUAAUGAAGCAGAUUCUGGACUUCGUGCUUCAGAUGGCUGAAGAGUCCAUCGUUUAUGCUAAUGCAGUGAAGGAGCUCCUCAUAUGGCUUGCUGUGCAGGUUGUGUCGUCGUUGCCUGAUGACAUAAGACCUGGGCCAGACCUGUACGGUGUGCCAUGGGAGCCAGUCAUCAUCGCCGGUCUGGUGGGGCUCAUGACGAUGCUGCUGUUCACCUGUAGAUGUUAUAGUUCUAUCAAAAGCAGAAUGUAUCGAAGGAAAGAGCGGUGGAUGGCUGAACAGGUUGCACAGCUGCUGGAUGAGAAGUGUAAAGUCCUUGAGACUCUCAGUCAGUGUCAGCAAGAGUAUGAUGACCUGGAGAGUUCACUGAGGGACAGCGGUGUCUUGGCCCAGACUCAAAAGACAGAACAACUUGAGGCUAAAGCACGGCAGUUGGAACAUACUAAAAAGCAGCUGGAUACUGAUCUGGAAGAACUAAAGGAUCAACUGGACCAACAGAGACAACAUAGUACAGAGCAAGAAAAGAGGAUAGCUCUGCUUGAGGAGAACAUGAAAACAUUUGAAGAGGAAACCAAAGACCUCCAGUCACAGGAAGAGCAGGCACAAACCACUCUUAAAGUGUACAAUAUGAACAGCGAGAGACUACAGAGGAACCUGGAAACAGCAGGAGAGGAGAACACAGUGCUGCAAGAGAGCAAUGCUCAGUUAAGGCAGCAGCUGGAGGGGUGGACAGAACGAGUGAGUGAGUUGGAGGCAGAGAUGAAGAGAUGUGAGGUGGCCCACAGCGGGAUGCUGCAGGAUGUGGCCAACAAGGACGAACGCAUAACGUCUUUGACGGAUCGCCUUCUGAGGAUGAAAGGUUGGGAUUCAGAUCUGGAGGAAGGGCAAGGCGAGGAAGCAGGAGAGAAGCAGGCAACCAAUAGGACAGCAGGAAAAGCAGAGAAGAAUGGAAAAUUGGACAAAUCAGACAAACAGGGCCAUCUCCAGAAAGUCCAGAAGCUCAUUUAUGCUGCUAAGCUGAAUGCGGACCUCAAAUCAGUAGAUGAAGAUAAAGACAGAGUAUUUGCUAAAUUGAAUGAUGAAGUCAAAGCUAAAGAAGACCUGCAAGAGGGCAUUAAGGAGCUGGAGAAUGAGAAGUUAUCUCUGCAGUCUGACACUGAGCACUACUCAGAUCAGGUGCAACGAUUACAACAGAAACUCCAGAUUAUGACAGAAAUGUAUCAGGAGAAUGAGCUUAAGCUGCACAGACUGCUGACAGUGGAAGAGAAGGAGCGUCUGCAGAAAGAGGAGAAGUUAAAUAAAGCAGACAAAAAUAUUGCAAUGGCCAUGGAAGAACUAAACAACUACAGGCAACGAGCAGAAGAGAUGGAAGAAGAGCUGGAGAAAACCAAGCAGUCUUAUCAGACUCAGAUUUCAGCACAUGAGAAGAAGGCUCACAAUAACUGGCUGGCAGCCCGAGCAGCAGACAGAGAGCUGGCAGACAUCAAAAGAGAGAACAGCCUUCUCAGACAGAAAUUGACGGAUACGCAGUUCAAACUCGACGCCCUCGACAAAGAUCCGUUUGCCUUGAACAGCCUAGCUAGACCGCUGCCUUUCCGAGCUGAAAGGUCACCGUACGGUCCUUCUCCUCUGGGUCGACCCGCAUCUGAAACCAGACCUUUCCUCUCUCCUCCUACACUGAUGGACGGACCACCUGCUAGGCUGUCUCCUAGAGUGCCUCUUGGUCCAGGGGAGCCCCCAGGUGGCCAAGGGGAGAUGGAGCGCACUGCAGGUCCUCGUUCGGACAGCGGCUCGAUCUCUCCUACAUGGGAGAGAGAUCGCAGGGGACCCCCACCAGGUCCCCCAGGGCCUCUAGGACCCCCAGGCUAUAUGUUUCCAGAACCAGGGGGCCCCAUGUACAGGAGACCUCCACCUCCUCCAGGUGCUCUGGGCAUUAUGCCUCCUCCUGGUUCCCUCCCCCCUGGCCCUCUCCAUCCUCGGGGUCUCCCCCCAGGAUCCCGUCAACCUCUGGACAUGGCAGAUGGCUCAUACAGAGAAAACAGCCUUGGACCUGCUGAACUAGAGCAUAGAGAGUCUGGUCCUGGUGAUCGGAGGAGUCCCCCUGAAGCAGGUCCAAGGAUAGGAGGUCCACCCCCUCCUGGACCCCCAGUGGGUCCAAUGGACGGUCCCUUUCCUCGAAGAGCCCCUUAUGGACCCCCACCUGAUUUCUACCCCCCUAGGGGACCGGGAGGGCCUCCUAUGAUGCCCAUGUGGGCGCCCCCUCCUCCAGGAAUGAUGUUACCUCCUCGUUUCCCACCCGGCGGACCUCCACCUCCUCCUCACCCUCACAUGCAUUCCUACGGCCCCCCCAUGCGACCCCCUCCUCCAGACGGUCUCCCACCUUCUUCCAUGGGCCCUCCCCUUCCUCGGCAAUCCCUCCCCUCCCCACCAUACAGCCAGUCACCUGAGGAGAACACACCUUCGCCUGAAGACGCCAUUUGAGCCUCACAAAGUUUCUGCUUCAGUGGUGAAAUGACGUAUUUUUGGUUCAAAUUUAACUCGACGCUAGAUGGACGCUCGGGCAGGUUGCUGCUUUCCCUUAUUUUCUGUAACAUCUAUUUAUUCACCAACAGGAUAUAUUCCAUGAAUAGUGUUAGCAGAGGGGGAAAAAUCAGGAUUCAUCUGCCUGUUUUUUUAUUUUUUUGCUGUAAGUCUGCUUCGACUCUUUCUCCUCCAAUUUCAUCCUUUCUGCUGUCUUUGUUCUGCCUUCUUUCUCCUUGUUAUUUCCCCUCUCUGCCCAUCCUCAGCCAACUACAUCCCCUGUGAAAUCAUGGCGACAGCACUUAGGCUCUAGUGCUGUUCUUCUCACAGGCAGCCUAAAAUGUGUGUGUGGGAACAUUGCCACACAAACCAAGAACAGUUGUUACCUCGUCAAUUCCAGAAAGGUUUUUAAUGGGACUUUGGUUAAAUAAUAUCUAAAUGUUCAUAAUGGAGCUGCAUCAAUCAACAUUUCACCCCAGUGACGGAGAUAUUUAAAUGAUCACAGACGAUCACCACAAAAAUACGUCUUUCAAGCCUGAAGUAGUACAUGUUGUUGUACCAAGACUCAUGUCAUUGUCACAAAAAAUGAAAAAAUGUAGCCAUUUAGCAGCUGUUGUUAUUGACCUGGAUUUGAUGACACCCAAUCAGAUCACUUUACAUUUUCCUUUGUCCAUGACUGAACUGAACUUCAAAUAAUCCUCAGAAGUCCAAGAGACAGUUUUCCUAAAAUAUAAAUGCACAACUGAAUUUCACUGACUUCCCUGUGGGAUUUGGGGGACUUUGCUUUCAUCAACAAAGCUAUGAUUUCAAAAAAACAGCAAGCAAACAGUGCUUUUGAUUGUGUUACAGUGGCUUACAAAUGACCUAGGCUUGAAAAAGUGGCUUUUAAUAGCUGCUUGUGUUUCAUUGAAGAAAGCUGUGACUCAUUCCGACAGUCACAGACUGGUGAAUUAAGCAGCCUGACUGGAAACGAGGCUGCUUUCAGAGCCACAGAGAUGACACCCAUGUGAAUUUUGUAAAAAAAAAAAAAAAAAAAAAAAAAUAUUGACAAAUGAAUAAAGAUUCUAAAAUUGUCGAUGUCUCCAAAUAAUUGCUAAUGUAAUGACGUUGUCGUGCAUAAAGUUGUCAUAUCAAACUCAUCAGAGGUCACCAUAGGUAACAGAGCAUCUAAUUAUAUUAUAGUGUGCAUAAGACACACAAUGGAAAUGUUAAUAAAUAAAUAUUCCAAAUAUACUUUCAGUUAUUGUAACCUUGAUUGUACAGCACAGUUUAUAUGUAAUGACCUUUACCGGACUAAACUCUUGUAAUGGGUCACUUGAAACAUGCAAAAUGUUUAUUUAAAGGUGCAAAGAAUAUUUUGAAAAUAAACUUUUAGUAUGCAUUUUAAA